This is a messenger RNA of Choloepus didactylus (southern two-toed sloth), 2151 nucleotides long. It is a transcript of the gene CFAP52, whose product is annotated as cilia and flagella associated protein 52. Bases 42 to 1922 code for a protein of 626 amino acids. The transcript has 14 exons. Lineage: Eukaryota; Metazoa; Chordata; Mammalia; Pilosa; Megalonychidae. The record is from RefSeq and is a predicted model, not a curated record. Gene Ontology annotation, biological process: cilium assembly. Gene Ontology annotation, molecular function: protein binding.
GAAGACGCCGCGCCCGCUGGGAGUCAGGGGCAAGUGGGCGGAUGACGGAUAACCGGGUGAUGGAUGGCCAAACUUCGCCCGAGGCCGAGGUGGCCGAGCUGGAGCUUGAGGCCGUGAUCGGCUUCAAUGGACAUGUACCCACUGGUCUGAAAUGCCAUCCUGACCAGGAGCAUUUGAUCUAUCCUCUGGGAUGCACCGUCCUCAUUCAGGCGAUCAAUAUUCAUGAACAGAAUUUCCUACACGGUCACGGCAACAACGUCUCCUGUGUGGCCAUCUCCAAAAAUGGGGACUAUAUCGCCUCUGGCCAAGUCACGUUCAUGGGGUUCAAGGCAGAUAUCAUUUUGUGGGAUUACAAGAAAAGGGAGCUGAUUGCUCGGCUGUCACUUCACAAGGGCAAAAUCGAGGCUCUGGCCUUCUCGCCAAAUGACCUGUACUUGGUGUCACUAGGAGGUCCCGAUGAUGGGAGUGUGGUGGUGUGGAGCAUAGCCAAGAGGGACGCCAUCUGCGGCAGCCCUGCAGCCGGCCUCAACGUGGGCAACGCCACCACGGUGAUCUUCUCAAAUUGCAGGGACGAGAUGUUCAUUACUGCUGGGAACGGGACAAUUCGAGUGUGGGAACUGGAUCUCCCAAAUAGAAAAAUCUGGCCAACUGAGUGUCAAACAGGCCAGAUGAAAAGAAUAGUCAUGAGCAUCACUAUGGCCGACGAUGACAGCUUUUUCUACCUUGGCACCACAACUGGUGAUAUUCUGAAAAUGAACCCAAGGACGAAAAUGCUGGCAGACACUGGGCCUGUGAAGAAUAAAUUCAGUCUGGGAGUGUCGGCCAUCAAGUGCCUGAAGAUGGAGGGUUUGUUGGUGGGCUCCGGAGCCGGCUUGCUGUUCUUUUGUAAAAGUCCCAACUACAAACCCAUUAAGAAAAUUCAGUUACAAGGUGGCAUCAGUUCCAUCACACUUCGAGGCGAGGGACACCAGUUUUUUGUCGGAACAGAAGAAUCACACAUUUAUUGCAUCAGCUUCACAGACUUCAAAGAGACUCUCAUUGCCACUUGUCACUUUGAAGCUGUCCAGGACAUUGUCUUCCCAUUUGGCACCGCUGAGCUGUUUGCCACCUGUGCCAAGAGAGACAUCCGAGUGUGGCACACAUCAUCCAACAGGGAGCUGCUGCGGAUCACGGUGCCCAACAUGACCUGCCACGGCAUCGAUUUCAUGAGGGACGGCAAGAGCAUCAUCUCAGCCUGGAACGACGGUCGCAUCCGAGCCUUCGCCCCAGAGACGGGCCGCUUGAUGUACGUCAUCAGCAGUGCCCACAGGAUCGGGGUGACAGCCAUCGCCACCACCAGCGACUGCAAGAGGAUCAUCAGUGGUGGCGGGGAAGGGGAGGUGAGGGUGUGGCAGAUCGGCUGCCAGACCCAGAAGCUGGAGGAGGCCCUGAAGGAGCACAAGUCCUCUGUGUCCUGCAUCAGGGUAAAGAAGAACAACGAGGAGUGUGUCACGGCCAGCACAGACGGAACCUGCAUCAUUUGGGACCUCGUGCGUCUUAGGAGGAAUCAGAUGAUCCUGGCCAACACCUUAUUCCAGUGUGUUUGCUACCACCCUGAAGAAUUCCAGAUCAUCACCAGUGGAACAGACAGAAAGAUUGCUUACUGGGAAGUAUUUGAUGGGUCAGUCAUCAGAGAGCUGGACGGCUCCUUGUCUGGGUCAAUAAAUGGUAUGGAUAUCACAGUGGAAGGAGUGCACUUUGUCACAGGUGGAAAUGACCAUCUGGUCAAAGUUUGGGAUUAUAACGAGGGUGAAGUCACUCAUGUUGGGGUGGGACACAGUGGCAACAUCACACGCAUCCGGAUCAGUCCAGGAAACCAGUACAUCGUUAGCGUAAGCGCCGACGGAGCCAUCUUGAGAUGGAAGUACCCGUACGCCUCGUGAAGCACUGGGGGCCUCCCGGAACCUCGGCGUCACUUCUAAUGAAGACUCCGUUCAGACGUCGCAAAGGCUGGGCUGGAUUUCUCACCUCUGUGUUUUUGUUCUUUAGUCAAAAUAUUUUAUAUAUGACUUUCUGUUUUCCUUUGUAGAAGGCAUUUUACAUUUUUAAGUUUUAUAUUAAAAUUGAAAUAUGUUCAAGGAUAAUUUAUACACUGUGUAAUUAAAGUAUUGA